Hemicordylus capensis (graceful crag lizard) is the source of this 4022-nucleotide messenger RNA. It is a transcript of the gene TRPC5, whose product is annotated as transient receptor potential cation channel subfamily C member 5. The transcript is spliced from 11 exons. Gene Ontology annotation, cellular component: cation channel complex; membrane. NCBI's taxonomy places the organism in Eukaryota, Metazoa, Chordata, Lepidosauria, Squamata, Cordylidae. Bases 158 to 3124 code for a protein of 988 amino acids. Gene Ontology annotation, biological process: regulation of cytosolic calcium ion concentration; manganese ion transport; calcium ion transmembrane transport. Gene Ontology annotation, molecular function: protein binding; store-operated calcium channel activity; inositol 1,4,5 trisphosphate binding. The record is from RefSeq and is a predicted model, not a curated record.
GGCCGCGGCUGGUUCCCCCCGCAGCAGCAGCCCCCCCGCCAGCCCGAAGCGGAGCUCACCCCCGCCCCCAAGGGACCCUGAGGAGGAGGACGGCCGUCGUCCCGAUCAUGUAGAGCUCCAGGUGCCGCUCGCUCAGGCCGCACAGUCGCUAUGAACAAUGGCGCAGCUGUACUACAAAAAGGUGAACUACUCACCCUAUCGAGACCGGAUCCCCUUGCAGAUUGUCCGGGCGGAAGCAGAGCUGUCCUUGGAGGAGAAGGCCUACCUCAUUGCUGUGGAGAAGGGAGACUAUGCCAGUGUGAAGCAUGCCUUAGAGGAGGCGGAGAUCUACUACAACAUCAACAUUAACUGCAUGGACCCUCUUGGACGCAGCGCCCUUUUAAUAGCCAUAGAGAACGAAAACCUGGAGAUUAUGGAGUUGCUGCUGAGCCAUGGCGUCUACGUGGGGGAUGCUCUCUUGUAUGCCAUUCGGAAAGAGGUGGUGGGAGCUGUUGAGCUGCUGCUGAAUUAUAGGAAGCCCAGUGGGGAGAAACAGGUCCCCACCUUGAUGAUGGACACCCAGUUUUCAGAAUUCACCCCGGACAUCACUCCCAUCAUGCUGGCAGCCCACACCAACAACUAUGAGAUCAUUAAGCUGCUAGUCCAAAGGCGGGUCACGAUCCCGCGCCCACACCAGAUCAGAUGCAACUGUGUGGAAUGUGUCUCUAGCUCUGAAGUGGACAGCCUGAGGCACUCCAGGUCGAGGCUGAACAUUUAUAAAGCCUUGGCCAGCCCUUCGUUGAUUGCCUUAUCUAGCGAGGACCCGAUCCUAACAGCCUUUCGGCUGGGCUGGGAGUUGAAGGAGCUCAGCAAGGUGGAGAACGAGUUCAAGGCGGAAUACGAGGAGCUUUCUCAGCAAUGCAAACGGUUUGCAAAGGACCUUCUGGAUCAGGCGCGGAGCUCCAGAGAGCUGGAAAUAAUCUUGAAUCACAGGGAUGAUCAGAGCGAAGAGCUGGACCCCCAAAAAUGUCAUGAUUUGGCAAAGCUAAAGGUAGCAAUAAAGUAUCAUCAAAAAGAGUUUGUCGCGCAGCCAAACUGCCAGCAACUCCUAGCAACCCUUUGGUACGACGGAUUUCCUGGCUGGCGGCGGAAGCACUGGGCGGUCAAACUCUUAACCUGCAUCACCAUUGGACUGCUGUUCCCCGUGCUUUCCGUGGCCUACCUGAUCGCACCGAAGAGCAGGCUGGGACUGUUCAUUAAGAAGCCAUUCAUCAAGUUUAUCUGCCACACCGGCUCGUACCUGACGUUCCUCUUCAUGCUCCUCCUGGCGUCCCAGCACAUCGUCAGGACUGACCUCCACGUGCAGGGCCCUCCGCCCACCGUGGUGGAAUGGAUGAUCCUCCCGUGGGUUCUAGGUUUUAUUUGGGGUGAAAUCAAGGAGAUGUGGGAUGGCGGCUUCAACGAAUAUGUGCACGACUGGUGGAACCUCAUGGAUUUUGCCAUGAACUCCCUCUACCUUGCCACCAUCUCCCUGAAAAUUGUCGCCUUUGUCAAGUACAAUGGUUCCCGUCCAAGGGAGGAAUGGGAAAUGUGGCACCCUACCCUCAUUGCAGAAGCCCUGUUUGCAAUAUCAAACAUUUUAAGCUCCUUGCGUCUCAUCUCCCUGUUUACAGCAAACUCUCACCUGGGACCCCUGCAGAUCUCUCUGGGACGUAUGCUGCUAGACAUCCUCAAGUUCCUCUUUAUUUACUGCUUGGUGCUGCUCGCUUUCGCCAAUGGACUCAACCAACUUUAUUUCUAUUAUGAGACCAGUGCCUCCGAAGAGCCCAACAACUGCAAGGGCAUCCGGUGUGAGAAGCAGAACAACGCCUUCUCCACGCUUUUCGAAACUCUGCAGUCACUCUUCUGGUCUGUGUUUGGUCUGUUGAACCUCUACGUCACGAACGUGAAAGCCAGACACGAAUUCACAGAGUUUGUCGGGGCCACCAUGUUUGGAACGUACAACGUCAUCUCGCUGGUGGUCUUGCUCAACAUGCUCAUUGCAAUGAUGAACAACUCCUACCAGCUCAUAGCGGAUCAUGCAGACAUUGAGUGGAAAUUUGCACGUACAAAGCUCUGGAUGAGUUACUUUGAUGAAGGUGGCACUCUGCCGCCCCCUUUCAACAUCAUCCCCAGCCCAAAGUCAUGCUGGUACCUUUGCAAAUGGAUCCACAAGCAGCUGUGCCCAUCUCAGGAUUUAGAAAGCGAACAGAAGCAUGAGAACCUUAAGACAUUCACGGAGCGGCAUGCUGACAACUUGAUUCAGAAUCAACAUUACCAGGAAGUGAUCAGAAAUCUGGUGAAGAGAUACGUUGCAGCUAUGAUAAGAAAUUCUAAAACCAAUGAGGGAUUAACUGAAGAGAACUUUAAGGAAUUAAAGCAGGAUAUCUCAAGUUUCCGCUACGAAGUCCUUGACCUCUUGGGUAACCGAAAGCCCCAGAGGAGAAGUUAUUCCACCAGCAGCACUGAGGUCUCCCAGAAAGACGAUACCAACGAAGAAUGUGCUGGAGAAACCUCCAAAGCAAAGAGUGUUUCUUUCAGCGUCGCUAACAAGAAGAAAGACUUCAAUGUAUCUGCUCUGAUUAAGACAAUGUCUGGGAUCGAAAUGGUGAAUGAGAAGCCAAAAAGCAACGGGAUAAACAAGCGUUCCUUCGUCCGCAACGGGAACAGGGUCCAGAGACUUUCCAGCUCCAAGAAAGAGUCCUUCAAAAGACUGGGCCUCUUGUUCUCCAAGAUGAACGGCCAUCUUGCGGAGCCAAAUUCGGAGCCUAUGUACACCAUUUCGGAUGGGGUCAUCCAGCCACAUUAUAUGUGGCAAGACAUUAAAUAUUCUCAGAUGGAGAAAAAACGAGAUGAGAACUGUUCCCAAAGUGAAAGUAACCUCAAUGAGGUGGACUACAGUAGGGACAUCAGGCACACGACGGGACAGAGCCAAUGCCCUGUGGUCUGUACCAGCUCCCUUCACUGUGCUUCCAGUAUCUGCUCCUCCAACUCCAAGCUCAUAGACUCCUCCGAGGAAGUUUUCGAUUCCUGGGGAGACGCUUGCGACUUGUUUAGGAACCAAUGGAAAGAUGGCCAGGAGGAUCACAUUACCACUCGCCUAUAAGUAGAGCUAUUAAGUAACCUGCUGUAGAACAUAACUAAUACUGGAAUCUGUUUGCUAUCAUGGGACUACAUAGUUUUCUGUUCCAUUGCUCCUGAUGAGUAUAGAACUUAGAUUGUUUUAGUCUAUUUUAUAGCCACAGCAUCACACCUUUCUUUUUAAUUUGCCUUUCUUAAACUCACAGAUGCCAGACUUUUUAAAAAAAUGUUUAUUUGAAUGGCUCAACCUUUUAAAGGAUAUUAAGAUUCCAUAGGGUAAUUUCCUAAUGUUUGCUUCAUAUUUCCUACAUGUUUCUCUCCUGGUCGUUUCUCCGGUAAUCUUUUAAAUUCCAUUUAGGAUUUAUAUAUUUUUGCUAUAGAACAUCCAAAGUUCUCUCAACUGUCACUUCUCUCCCAGCCUCCACUUGGUUAGCGGCUCUGCGUUCUGCCAUUUUGUGUUCCAUCUUCUGGCCACCCACUGCUCCCUUGAACUGGCAGAUGCCCAGUGACUUAGCUGGAAGCUAAGAGCCAAAUUAAGGGCCAUGUUACACAUUGUGCUGAGCCUGUGAUUGGCCUUGGCACACCUGGUUCUUUUCCUAAAUCAUAGAACAGGUGGAGGGGAAUCUGGACUGAGAGUAUGGGAUGGGCUUCAAUGCUUUGCCCCAAACAGUCCAAAUCCAGAUCAGGCCCUUUUUUGGCUGCUGUUGGGGGCGCGGGGGACACCAGGGCCAAAGACGUGCUUGAAACAACAAGUGAUUUGGCCCUGAGGCUACCAGUAAGGAGAAGAGUUCAAAUAUAUACGGGCUUUUCGCUUUCAAGCAAUACAACCUUCUAUGAUUUCAACUGUAUGUCCUUUACUAAGGUUGCAUAUUGUUUUCUUAAUGUAAACUACCACCACAAUGAGUUAAAGUUGAGUUCUGGAA